AUGAGCGCUCCUCACACCGACGAGUCGACCCCGCUCUCCUCGUUCCGCAUCCCCUCGCUGUUCGACGUAACCUCUCUCACCUGCGUCGUCACGGGCGGCUCCUCCGGACUCGGCCUCUACGCCGCGCACGCACUCGCCUCCAACGGCGCACUGGUCUACAUCCUCGGGCGACGCAAGCCUCUGCUCGACUCUACCGUAGCUCAAUUCCACACCCUGCUCCCCACCCCAUCUUCGCGUCAGGAAGGGGAUCUCGUUGCGGUUCAAGCGGACAUCACAUCGAAAGAGUCUCUUUCCGCCGCUCGAGAGGUGAUCACCGCGGACCUCGCUUCUCGCGGCAGGUCUGGUAUCAACCUGCUCAUCUGCAACGCUGGAAUCGGUGGCCGAUUCCUUCGCUCCUACGGCACUUCCGCGCCCACUGAGAAGGAAGACAAGGACAAGGAAUUCACCUCGAUCGUCGACGAACUCUCCUCCUUCUCCGAAUCCGAGAUCAACUCGAUCCUCAACACCAACAUCACCGGCAACUACCUCACCGCACUCACCUUCCUUCCGCUCCUCAAACUCGCCACGUCCACCACCUACCCUUCCCAGACCAUCCUCAUCUCAUCCAACGCAGCGUGGGCUAAACUGCCCAUCCUCAACCCUAUCUACAACAUCUCCAAAACCGCUCUCUCGCAGCUCGGUCAGAUCCUCUCGACCAUGUUCGCCGAUCAUGGGUUGCGAACCAACGUUGUGGAGCCGGGGUUGUACCCGAGCGAUCUGACGAGUACGGAGGGAAGGGAUGAGCAGACGGGUCAUGCGAGGUUGAGCCAUACGAAUGGAGCGGAUAUUCCCGUGGGUAGGUGUGGGAGGCCCGAGGAACAUGCGAGUGCAGUGCUGUAUUUGGCGAGUAGGAACAGUGCCUUUGCCAACGGCUGCACUAUGAGGGUGGAUGGAGGAGCGUUGCAGAAGCUCCCCGCGUCGGAUUGA
Molecule: messenger RNA, 966 nt
Organism: Pseudozyma hubeiensis SY62
Lineage: Eukaryota; Fungi; Basidiomycota; Ustilaginomycetes; Ustilaginales; Ustilaginaceae
Product: short chain dehydrogenase/reductase
Exons: 1
Coding region: 1-966 (321 amino acids)
Molecular function (GO): oxidoreductase activity
Source: RefSeq, a predicted model, not a curated record